GCUGCUUCAUCUUCUCAACAUCUUCCAUCCAGCAACAAUGAAGACACAGAUUACACUGCUGCUCAUCUGCAUGAUUUCCUCAGGAGCAUUGUCACUGCAAUGUCAUCCAAUUAUAUACAAUGACACGCUGGAUGACUAUAUAUACACAGAGUGUAAUGAUAUGUGUGCCAGAACAACCACUUCUGUGGACAUCUAUCUCGUAAGUGGUGUAUCUGGUCUAACACUCCGUGCAGUGGAUGAUCUUAUGUCUUGUGGCUCGCCAGAAAUUUGUGUCAAUGCAAGUAUGAAUAUUGGUUUGGUGAAAAUUGCCAACAAUACCAAAUGCUGCAGUAAUUAUCGCUGCAACAACGAAACCCUGCCAGUUAUGCCAGAGCAGUCAAUCAAUGGGAGAAGAUGUUACACCUGUAAUGAGAAUGACUGCUCUAAUAAACUGCAUUGUGAAGGAGCAGAAGAUCGCUGUAUCACUGCAACAGUUGUUCAAGGAUCCAAGACAAUGACACUGAAAGGAUGCACAACCGAGAACAUCUGCGAUACGACUCUACUAAGAGCACAUGGACUCGUCAUAACAGAUGUGGAGUGCUGUAAGGGGAAUCUGUGUAAUGGUGCUGAGAACUUCACGCUGAGAUUCUUCCUCAUGUUCAUCCCUCUGCUCUCCUCUAUCCUCUUCUACUAACAUGUCAGCCUGGAGAAACCCUUCAUGUGGUCAUAUUAUGAAAUGUUCUAUAUAGAUCUAUAAACUACAGGUUUCCUUUACUCUUUUGCAUGUUUCUCAACCUGACAUAAGUGUGCAUAACAUUUAAAAUUAAUCAAAAAGAAAAUUUCAUUUAAAUAUUUCAAUCCAAUCCCACUGAAAAAUGCUGUGCCUACUUACUUCUACAUUUAUCAGCCAAUCUACUAAUAAAAAAAAAAAAAAACAUUACUGGCAAAUUGCAAAGAAUUAUAAGUUCAAAACAGGAAAUGAAUUCUCACUUUGACUAUCAGAAUCAUCCACAUUAGUCUCUGUCCCAUCUCCUGAGGGAAAAGUCACACAAGCCUCAUCAUCGUCUCUACACUGCACUGAUUUGUGUUCUCAAUAACAUCAGUAUGGAAAUCAGUUUUUUUAAACAUCAGCUCAUUUAAAGCUUUAAACAUGUCAUCUAUACAGACUGUGUAAGCUCUCUUCUCUGUUUUGAUGCUGAUGUAACCAAGCAGGAGCAUCACAGACAUCACAAUUAAUUCAGUUCAGUAGCUAUCCAUAGCUGUUAAGCAAAAAGUGUCAUCAAAUCAAGACUAAAAAGUAGCAGAAAUAAAAACACUGAUGUUGUUUGGAUGAAAUACAUGUUUCCUUAAAUUAUUUAAGAAUUGUUUUUUGUCAUUUUUAGCUCUACAGAGAUCUGACAGAUUUUCCCAGAUUCCCACAGAAUUCAACAUCACACCUAAAUCCCUAUCGAGUGCAGAAUUAUGAAAUGAAAAUAGAAUGUAAGUGUUUGUCAGUUGAGGAAGUCCUUUUUUUCUCUUUGUCAUGUUGCAGUGUUUUAUCUGGAGCCUGUGAAGAUGAUGUGUGUUAAAUGAGCAGGCACCGCAACAUGGAUUACACUUCUGUUUGUAAAUCACGAAUGAUGUUUUUUUUCUUGCACAAACAUGAAACCAAGAAAAUAAACUGAACAGAGACCAA
Messenger RNA from Neoarius graeffei (lesser salmon catfish), 1654 nucleotides. RefSeq lists its product as uncharacterized. The transcript has 5 exons. The coding region runs from base 38 to 673 and encodes 211 amino acids. Lineage: Eukaryota; Metazoa; Chordata; Actinopteri; Siluriformes; Ariidae. The record is from RefSeq and is a predicted model, not a curated record.